This is a messenger RNA of Histoplasma mississippiense, 1098 nucleotides long. Its product is annotated as pre-mRNA splicing factor CWC2. Gene Ontology annotation, molecular function: pre-mRNA binding; U6 snRNA binding. NCBI's taxonomy places the organism in Eukaryota, Fungi, Ascomycota, Eurotiomycetes, Onygenales, Ajellomycetaceae. The record is from RefSeq and is a predicted model, not a curated record. The transcript is spliced from 2 exons. Gene Ontology annotation, cellular component: U2-type catalytic step 2 spliceosome; U2-type catalytic step 1 spliceosome; Prp19 complex. Bases 1 to 1098 code for a protein of 365 amino acids.
AUGGCUGAUGUAGCUGCCAUGCAGCAGCUUACUGUUCCUUCUACCUCACCCGGACCCGACACUAGAAUACAAGAAGCCUCAACUCCCUCCAUGGAUCUCGCCGUCUCAACUGGCGCCGACACCUCACUUGCGACAAGCUCUACUGACGUAGCAGACCAUGAAAAGAAAACAAAGAAGAUAAUCCGCCGAAAGCGAAGACCAGCCCGGCCACAAGUCGAUCUAGCAACACCCGGGACAGCGGCUACACGCGCGCGGACAAAGUCUGGUCAUACUUGCUUUCUUGCACGCGCUGUGCCCCAAGGCCAUGAAUGUGACUACCUACAUCGUCUACCCGGCUUGCAUGACCUGUUCAAUCCAAAUGUGGACUGUUUCGGCCGUGACAAACACAGUGAUUACCGAGAUGACAUGGGCGGCGUCGGAAGCUUUAUGAGACAGAACAGAACACUAUACAUUGGCAGAAUACAUGUAUCAGAUGACAUCGAGGAAAUCGUCGCGAGACAUUUUGCUGAAUGGGGCCAGGUGGAACGCAUCCGUGUGUUGAAUUCUCGAGGCGUGGCGUUUGUGACGUAUACCAAUGAGGCAAAUUCACAGUUCGCCAAGGAGGCAAUGUCGCAUCAGAGCCUAGACCACAAUGAGGUACUCAAUGUGCGGUGGGCGACGGUUGAUCCGAACCCGUUGGCUCAGAAGAGGGAUGCACAACGAAUUGAGGAGCAGGCGGCAGAGGCAGUGAGAAAGGCGUUACCAGCAGAGUUUGUGGCGGAGCUGGAGGGGAGAGAUCCUGAGGCGAGGAAGCGAAAGAAGAUUGAGGGGAGUUUUGGGCUCAGUGGUUAUGAACCCCCUGAUGAGGUUUGGUAUGCACGCACUAGGGAGUUAGAGCAGGAAAAGGAGGCACGACAGAUUGAAGCUUCGGAAGCUCGUUUGAUUGAGGAUGCCCCAGCAGCGACACAGCAGCAAGUGGAAGGUGGUGGUUGUGGAAUAUUAUCUAGCUCCACGCUGAGUGCAUUGAAUGGGUUUACAGGUGGAAAUUUUACCACAAAGGAAGCAGCUCCAGCUUCCAGUGGUCCACUAGUUGCUUAUGAUAGUGAUGAUAGCGAUUGA